GUCGUUCAACCUACUAGUGGUUCGAUGAAUCCUCAGGCCUCAGGCCUCGGUAGUCGUCCAUCACUCAAAAGAGCUUAAAGGUAAGGGUAUCAUGGAACAUAAAGUACACAUAUACUAUACGUACAGUGGGAUCGGCGUUCGUUCCAAGUUUCCCACCAGAGCUUAGUGCAACGACGCUUCCAAGUAUGUAAUUCGAAGACUACAUUCGUUUCAUAGGCGCGAAGAUCUCUAAAAACAUGUGAUCAUGUUGAACUUUUCUCUGUUACCUUUUCUUUUCACAAGCAUUCCAAAUAGACAUGGAGAAAAUCAAAGAGUUUCGUGUCUCUCCGAACAAGGCGAAUGUAAAGAAGCUCGCCGAAUAUCUUAAAAGCACGGUCGGCAUGACCUCCUCUCAGUUCAAGGGAUUUAAGAAAUGCAUACAGGAUGCUCAGCACUGGGGUCUGUCCCUUGACAGACUUCAGGAAGACCAACCAAAGCAUCUGUGGGAUUUAUUAAUUGCCAAGAUUCAUGAUAAAUAUCAAGUUCUAGAUAAAUUUCAUGACUUUUGGCCUGUGCAGGUGUACUGGGACACCUACUCCUGCAAAUCCCUCGCAUACCACAAUCAUAGGUCUACCACAUCAAGAUGCAUCAAAAAUAGACAUGCAUCCUUCAGUCCUACAAGUGCCAGAUUGGCUCGCGAGACGAUACCGGUAAGGAGCGUUUCUCUGGACGCGGCGCGAAAGGUCAAGUAUGUCGGCCGACCGCUCCCAGAAUACCGCAAUAUUGGUAGAGAACCCUCCUCUUCUCGUAGAGUAUUCCAAGAUAUUCACAAUAUUCUUCCUGCUCAGUCACCUUCCGUACAAGUCAUUGAACCUAUCAUCAGCAGUGCAUCACCUUCUAGUCCCAUAGAUCUCCGUACUCCAAGUCCUCGCAUUCAAAGAUCUGUGCUGUUGUCCACCCCACCCGCUUUCGGUCUCUACCACAGUUUGCCUGCAUCGCUUGUGAGUGCCACAGGGACUCCGAGUAAUGAAUAUACAACUGCGAGUCUUUCACCAUCAGGCGUAAGCAUUUGGCCUUCCAACUCUCCAGCAUGCAUGCCUCCGUUCUCCAACAUGGCCACAGCGUGCGGAUCCAAUACUCCAGAACCUAUAACUGCUACCCAGCGGAUCUGGCCCGAAGCUUGUCUCUCAUGCGGCGCCCUACCCAAACUCGAAAGAGCCGACACCUCUGAGCUCCCCGUGUUCCUCAACUUGGACCGAAACGAUGACCUGCUCAAUAUUCUCGCCGCGAACGGGAUUUUUACGAACCAUCAUCUCCACUUGGUGAUGCAAAUGACUCCUGAGCAGCGGACCGGAUUCUUCGAUAGCACGUCGAUCAGUGCGUUCCGAGCCCUGGGUCUGAGGGAGGAUAUGGAGAAGUAUGGGGAACGACUGGGAUUCAGGAGGAAGGAAUAUAAAGUUCCUUUCCCACUGCCUGGGCAGAUCGUCCCUCAGCCAACCGAGGAGGUCCUGGAUGAGCUUUCUAAGCCUGCAACAAAGCACGAGAAAUUAGGGGAGUCGAUGAAGAUAUCUAUGGAUUUAUAUUGGGAUAUAACGAAUGUGCUCCUGACAGAAUUCAAGAGCAUCGUUGAACCCUUUCCCCAGACCAUGUUCCUGGAUGAGAUCAAAAACCAACAUACUCACAAGUGGGAUGAAUUUCAACGAGUGGUCUGUAACGAAAGACCCGUGUUGUUAAAUUAUGAAGAUCGCUGGCCCAUCGAGGUCUACAUUCGACGGCACCUCGCUCAGAUUCCUACACCUCAACAGAAACGGUCUUCCUGGUCUCCAUCAGUAUUCCAGACCAAAAUAGCCAAGGUUUUUUACUGCCCAUUGCACAUGGUACCCGCACUGGAUAGCUAUCCCAUAUCGAUCAUGCUCCGUGUACAUUUCAAGACAUUGGGCAUUGAAGAACUCAUUCCAGCAGCCGUUCUUCUUGGUAUCAGGAGCGACGAGGACUUUUUGAAAAUGAUCCAAAUGGACGAUGUCCAAGUUGGGGCGAUUGUCGAGCAAGACAAGUCUGUCAAGUUAACACCUUUGCACAAGUUUCUUUUGAAGCUGGCUUUCAGGAAACUUGAACCAAGGGACUAGGAGAUGUUUUUGUUAUCUUGCUGGACUUGUUAAAUUACGAAGGGUAUUCAUUGCUACGUAGGGGAA
Guyanagaster necrorhizus is the source of this 2171-nucleotide messenger RNA. RefSeq lists its product as uncharacterized. The transcript has 8 exons. The record is from RefSeq and is a predicted model, not a curated record. The coding region runs from base 297 to 2105 and encodes 602 amino acids. NCBI's taxonomy places the organism in Eukaryota, Fungi, Basidiomycota, Agaricomycetes, Agaricales, Physalacriaceae.